Molecule: messenger RNA, 2569 nt
Organism: Closterium sp. NIES-67
Lineage: Eukaryota; Viridiplantae; Streptophyta; Zygnematophyceae; Desmidiales; Closteriaceae
Source: the annotation of a GenBank genome assembly
ACCCAAUCAACCAGUCCUACAGAAAAAAAACUGUUCCCCCUGACAGUCCCUUCAUGUGCCAUCGGAAUAGGAAGGAUAGAACUCCAUUGUUCCCUUGUGCUGUCGGCCUGCGUCAGCCUCCUGCACAAGGAUAAGACCACCUCUUCUUUCCUUCCUUGUUCUGCUGGGUUGGUUGAUUGCCCUUCGCGAUUCACCGUUAUUUUCAACCACAGCCAUACGCCAGAGUCUGUAACACCCUACUCGCUCCGUUCGUCGUAAGACUGUUUCCCCAGUCUCGACGACACUAUGGCUACCACCCGCCCGUCCGACGCAGUUCGCAGCUGCUACCCGCCUUUCCCGCGGAAGGACUCUCGCUGUCCCUCGAGCCCCUCUAACGUCUCGCAGCAGCCGCACCACCAGUUGAGGAAGGCGAUGGAGUCGCGAUUGGCGGCGUCGUCGGGGGCAGUUUCGUCAAAUCGCGCCUGCGAAAACCCAGCCAAGGCCUCCUCUAGCUCGCAUUCCUCGUCGGCCCCGUCGUCAUUGCCACGCGUCAUCCCGAAAUCCCGCAGCAGCGGCGCGCUUCUCGCCUCACUAACAGUCCCGCUGAGGGCCGGAGCCGGGGCCUAUUCUCCCCUCCGUUCUCCCACCGAAUCACCCACCGCCGCCACGUCUGGUAACCAGAUGGAUGCUCAGAUGGUAACAACGGACGCUUUCUCUCGGCUGCCCAACGAUGUCGUCAUCGAGAUCCUUUCGCAUCUAGGUGGCGGUGCGCCGGACGUGCUCGCGGCAUCUAUGACGUGCCGCCGCUGGCAGGCGCUCACCCGCGCCAUCCCCGUCAUGCGCUUCCUUCCGCGCGACAUGGGGCGGGCGGGCGGAAACGACUGCGCCUCUGCGCUCCCCGCCUGCUCCGCUAUCCAGCGCGAGGAGCUUGUAUCGCGUAUGGUGCUGAAGUCCAACGGCCUGCAGCACCUUCAGGUCACCUCCUCCCUCCUCCCGCCGCCCCCCGCUUGCCCCUGCCCUACGCGCUCCGCAUCCUCCACAUCAUGUGAGGGCGGAACCUGCAGCGGGAACUCCGCCUCCGCCCCGCAGCAGCAGCAUGACCAGCAGCAGCAGCAACACGAGCGGCACCAGCAGCACCCGCGGGAGUUUAUCUUCGAGGCGUGGAUGCGCCACGCGGGCCCGCAACUCCAGUCACUCGUCCUCUCCCGCUCGCUCAACGCCGCCGCGAAUGGCGGCGGCUCGACGACGAUCAACGUGUGGGAGAACGAGGAUCUCAGCUUGCAUCUCGGCCACAUCUCGCGGCACUGCAAGUCCCUGCGGUCACUCACGCUCGGGUCGCUUUCCCUCGCGGCGCCUGCUCUCGAGUCGUGCCUGCGCCCCAUGCCCAACUUGCACAACUUGUCGCUUUCCUGGAUUCACCUGACGAACGAGUGCCUCCAGGUGGUUCUCGACGCGACUCCGAAUCUGCGGCGCUUGACGAUUUUCAUGGCGACGGGCUGCCCGCAGAUUUCUCUUCGCCUGCCCGCGUCGUUGGAGCACAUCGACUUCGCUUACCUGCGCGCCGAGUCGUGUGCGUUCGAGAACGCCUCCUCCCUGCGAUCCGUCUCCAUUCGCGACAUGUUCGUGCGAUCGGUAACCAUUCGCCAGGCUCCUCGCCUUCGCAACUUCUCUGUCGCCAGCGCCAGCCUGUUAGAAGUCUCUGCACCCGAUUCGUGGGAGAUCACUACCCUCGAUCUUAAAGCGGGUUCUUUCUGCUGGUCCUCGCUACAAGCACUUCUUCGCGGAAGCGGCUCGGCUCUCGACUCGCUCGCCCUCGAUUUCUUCACUGCGGGAGCCGGGGCGCUCUCCUCGGGAAUCUUCUCGCUCUUCUGGCUCGCUUCCAUGUGCCCCGCGCUUCGCGCCUUGAAUCUCGGCGCGCUGCCGUGGCAGCUGGUGCUCUCCUGGGCCACGACUUCCGGCGCGCUUCAGCCGGCGGGAUCCGCGGCGGGAUCUGAGGCGCGGUGGCCGCAGCUCGAGGAGCUUAAGCUGAAGGUGCAGGAGCAGCGGCCCGAGGCGCUGCUGCUGCUGCACGCGCUACUGACGAACGUGCCGACCCUUAAGUCGCUCCAAGUGGCGACGGCAGUGGAGGAGGAAGAGGAGGAGGAUGAUCAGGAGGCGGAAGUCGAGGAGGAAGAGGAAGUGGAGGAGGGAGAGGAGGAGUAUGAAGAAGAGGAUGAGGUUGAGGAGUAUGAAGAGGAGUACGAAGAUGACAUGGACGAGGGUGAUUGGAUGGAGGUGGAUGAGGGUGCAGAGAGCGAUGAGGAACUUGACGACGACGAUGAGAGCAUGCCCGUCAGAACCGGCAGAGAUGCCGCUCAGCGUCAAAUGAGCCGGCAGGAGUUGUUCCUCAAGGGGCUCGUGUGUCUCCAGCAACGGUUCUCUGACGUCAACGUCUUUCUGCCGCUGCUGGCUAGACGGUCAACCGCUUGAAUUGAGCAGCAAGCAAAGCAACCCUUAGCUUUUUAGGUUGAGUUACACGUGUUGAAUCUCAGUAAGGCACAUUUUUGUUGUACCAGUACAUCAUCAAAGAACGACCGGUUAUUCGUACUUC